Molecule: messenger RNA, 3123 nt
Organism: Trichoderma aggressivum f. europaeum
Lineage: Eukaryota; Fungi; Ascomycota; Sordariomycetes; Hypocreales; Hypocreaceae
Exons: 7
Coding region: 1-3123 (1040 amino acids)
Cellular component (GO): membrane
Source: RefSeq, a predicted model, not a curated record
AUGCAUCAGGAGCAAGACCUACACCGUAGGCGGCUUAUCGCCACGGUCGCCGCGACGGUCAUCUCCCUGGCCUGCGGCACAAACUACGUCUACUCGGCAUGGGCGCCCCAGUUCGCCGAGAAGCUCAGGCUUUCCACAACGGAGAGCAACUUGAUCGGCCUGUUCGGUAACCUGGGCAUGUACACUCUGGGCAUUCCCAUAGGCAUGUUUGUGGACGACCGUGGAUCAAGACCUGCUGUGCUUGCCGGCGCCUUUUUCCUGGCUAUUGGUUAUAUCCCCCUCUGUCUCUCUUUCGAGAAAGCCGCGGGCUCUGUCCCUGUGCUCUGCUUCUUCUCCUAUCUGACCGGGUUGGGCGGCUGCAUGGCAUUUGCAGGUGCUGUCAAGACAUCUGCUCUCAACUGGCCGAACCAUCGCGGAACGGCUACGGCCUUCCCGCUGGCUGGAUUUGGGCUCAGCGCCUUUUUCUUCUCCUUUCUCGGCGCUGUUUUCUUCCCCGGGAGCACCAGCUCCUUUCUGAUGCUCCUGGCAUGGGGCAGUUUUGGCCUGACCUUCUCCGGCUAUUUCUUCCUCAAGGUAUACCCUCAGGUAACCUAUCAAGAGGUGCCCACUCAGGCACCCGCAUCACAACCUUCUCGAGAGAGGGCGCGCAGCAUAACCGAACCUGGUACGUCGUCCAAUCCUGAUGUCGUUGAUCCAAUCCUGGACACAUCACCUCGGACCCCUCCAGCACCCGACGCCAGUCGCGCCGCUAUUUUCAGUGACACCGAAGCUGGUGGAGAGCCUCUGAUUGACGAGACAUCAUCUUUGAUGCCCGAGGUUGUAACUGCCGACAUAGUUGGGCGCAGUAGUGUUGAUCAAGACGUGUCUCAUCGAGUAGAUAUACGAGGUGUAAAGCUCCUGCUCUGCCUGGACUUCUGGCAGCUGUUCUCCAUCAUGGCAAUCCUCGCUGGAACUGGCCUCAUGACUAUCAACAAUAUUGGAAAUGACGCAAACGCUCUCUGGAAACAUUACGACCCCUCGGUCGACGAGCCGUUCCUUGUUAGCCACCAGCAGAUACAUGUAUCCAUCCUCUCCGUCUUCAACUUUGUUGGAAGAUUGCUAAGUGGAAUUGGCUCUGACUAUCUGGUCAAAACUCUUCGUGCUAGUCGUAUCUGGUGCCUCGCCGUGGCCUGUCUCGUCUUUCUUCUGGCUCAGAUCUGUGCCCUGCAAAUCGAGAUGCCGCACAAACUUGUAUUUGUUUCAGGCCUCUCCGGUCUAGCCUAUGGUUUCCUUUUCGGCGUCUUCCCCUCCAUUGUUGCAGAGACGUUUGGCAUCCGCGGGCUGAGUCAGAACUGGGGUUUCAUGAUGUUGGCUCCUGUUGCCUCCGGAAAUGUAUUCAAUCUGCUGUAUGGAAGGAUAUACGAUCACCACAGCAUCGUUGAGCCUGAUGGCACGAGAUCCUGCGACGAUGGUAUUGCAUGUUACCGCGGCGCUUAUACUGUUACCGCGAGCGCAUGUGCUCUGGGAUUGGUCAUCACCCUGUAUAUCAUUCACCACCAGAGGGCUCGUUAUGUCAUCUUGCUGGUCACGGGUCUGUCGUCAGUAGACGCCUCAUCCCGUUUCAAACCCAUCCUAACCCAAGCACCAUCAACCGCUUUCAUCGCGUGUCUGCGAUCUGUCGAAUCUUCAACAUAUGCGCCGCUAGUUUACAAGAUGGGCGCUCUUCUUUCUCUACCGCUGCUCGCGGUACCCAGCAUGGGCACGGUAGUAUCUUGCUUCGCCAGCUGCUGCGGUGCGGCAACAUGCUCCAUGGUCUGUAGCGCGUGUGGCAAAUGCGGUAACAGCAUAGCUACGCGUAUCGCCUACGCUCUACUUCUCCUCGUCAACUCCAUUUUAGCAUGGAUUAUGCUCACGGACUGGGCCAUCGAGAAACUCCAACAUCUCGCGCUUGAUUACGUCAAAAUCAACUGCCCCACGGGACAGUGCUAUGGGUGGCUGGCUGCCCAUCGAAUCAACUUUGCUCUCGGACUCCUACACCUCAUCUUCGCCGGUCUUCUCUUCGGUGUCAGAUCCUCCAAGAACCCUCGAGCCGCUAUACAAAAUGGUUACUGGGGACCUAAGAUCAUCGCCUGGCUGGCAUUGAUUGUCAUGUCCUUCCUCAUCCCGGACAAAUUCUUCAUGUUUUGGGGAAACUACGUCUCCUUUGGGGCUGCCAUGCUGUUCCUCAUCCUUGGUCUUAUUUUACUCGUGGACUUGGCACACAGCUGGGCCGAAUACUGCCUGGGACAGAUCGAAGAGACUGACUCUAGGUUCUGGCGAAUCGUCCUUGUUGGUUCAACCCUGAGCAUGUACUUGGCGUCGAUUGCGAUGACAGUCGUCCAAUACAUCUUCUUUGCCCAGGGUAGCUGCACCAUGAAUCAGACCGCCAUCACUGUCAACCUCAUUCUCUGGCUGAUUAUUUCCGCCGUGUCAAUAAACCCCACAGUCCAGGAAUACAACCCUAAGGCUGGGUUGGCUCAAGCCGCAAUGGUUGCCGUCUACUGCACCUAUUUGACAAUGUCAGCUGUUUCCAUGGAACCUGAUGAUAAGAACUGUAACCCCUUGGUUCGCGCUCAGGGAACAAGAACUACAUCCGUCGUCAUUGGAGCCAUUGUCACCAUGCUUACGGUUGCUUACACUACGACUCGCGCUGCUACUCAAAGUCUUGGCUUAGGAGGUAAUGGUAACGGCAUUCAGCUUCCCGAAGAUGAUGAGCAUGACUUGGUUACGCAGCAGCCUAUUCAUCGUCGUGAAAUGCGGGCAGAAGCUCUGCGUCGUGCCGUCGAGGAGGGCAGUCUACCGGCCGAUGCGCUACUCUCUGACGACGAGAGCGACGAUGGCGCGAAUCAUGCACAUGAUGAUGAGAGAUCAAGCACUCAGUAUAAUUACUCAAUGUUUCACAUCAUCUUCUUCCUAGCCACGGCAUGGGUAUCGACAUUGCUUACUCUUAAUUUCGAGGAGUCUACUCGGGACGGCCAGUUUGCCACGGUUGGCCGCACAUACGGUGCAAGCUGGGUGAAGAUUGUCAGCGCUUGGAUCUGCCAUGGAAUGUAUAUCUGGACGCUUGUUGCACCGAUUCUGCUUCCUGAACGGUUCGACUCUUAA